AUGCACACAAUAUUCGCUCGUAUAAACAACAUCUCUGCACUCUUUUCCUCAUGUGUCAUGGGCCUCUUGGCGGCCAUAGCCCUCUCCUCGAUAUUCGUCUCGUACUUCGAAGCGCCGCUGGAGGGCGGUUCGGUGACGGUUCAUGGCGUCAAAGUAAAGCAUGGGAAGGGGAGGCAGUAUCGCUUCGAGCACGCAUUCGUUGACUUCGAGAUUGACUCCGACCUCUCCCCACUGUUCAACUGGAAUACGAAGCAGCUCUUUCUCUAUCUGGAUGCGGAGUACACAAACGCAAAGGGGGUCAAAAACGCCGUUGUCAUCUGGGACCGCAUCGUUCGUCGGAAAGAGGACGCCCACAUUCAAGUAAAAAAUCGUCAAAAGUACCAAUUCAAAGAUGUUUCUGGCUUCCGAGACGCGUCUGCAAUCUAUACUCUGCGGUAUAAUGUGAUGCCAUGGGUUGGUGCACUGACCUACGGGACGGCGGGCAGCACCAAUGUCACUGUACCGUUCCCGCCCAUGAUCAACCAUUCUUAG
Mycena indigotica is the source of this 531-nucleotide messenger RNA. RefSeq names its product Signal peptidase subunit 3. The transcript has 5 exons. The record is from RefSeq and is a predicted model, not a curated record. Bases 1 to 531 code for a protein of 176 amino acids. Gene Ontology annotation, cellular component: membrane; signal peptidase complex. Lineage: Eukaryota; Fungi; Basidiomycota; Agaricomycetes; Agaricales; Mycenaceae. Gene Ontology annotation, biological process: protein targeting to ER.